Oncorhynchus gorbuscha (pink salmon) is the source of this 3404-nucleotide messenger RNA. Its product is annotated as probable glutamate--tRNA ligase, mitochondrial. NCBI's taxonomy places the organism in Eukaryota, Metazoa, Chordata, Actinopteri, Salmoniformes, Salmonidae. Gene Ontology annotation, molecular function: tRNA binding; zinc ion binding; ATP binding. The coding region runs from base 302 to 2044 and encodes 580 amino acids. The record is from RefSeq and is a predicted model, not a curated record. Gene Ontology annotation, biological process: glutamyl-tRNA aminoacylation. The transcript is spliced from 11 exons.
ACAGAGCAAACCAGGAAGUGGUGUGAUGACGUCACGUGAUUAACAUGUGUCGAGAGCCGGGGGUGGGUACGGUUUUAACGGUCAACUUCAGACACGAUUAAACGUCAACAACUCGAAUCGAUCCUAAACAGCAAACAUCGGUAGAAUGAAUUUGUAAGAGCAAUUUUCCCCCUCGCACAAAGACGCUCCUCUCCAUGUGGUGCUAAACGUUUCCGCGUUCAAUAGCUAACUAGCUGUCUGUAGCGAGUGGAACACAUGGAUCACUUUGUUUUGUAACUUCGGUAGUUAGCUAAUUAUUAUCAUGCUCCUGUCAUCGUUUAUACAUUUCAGCACAGCAUCCAGAUGCCUUCCAAUAAAAACAUGUACGCGGUGUUGCCAAUACAGUGCAGGAAGGAGCGUCCGUAGAGUCGAUACCCCAGUGUUGUUGAAGAACGCAUUGACUUUCAACCGCAGUGGUGGACACGGCGGAAAGCAACAACACAUUGGGUUGAAGAGCUCGCAGAAGAGAUGCUUUUCAUCUGAAUGUGACGAGGUUGGUCAUCAGCAUGAACAUGGUGAUGUGAGAGUGAGGUUCGCUCCGAGUCCAACAGGUUUCCUACACCUGGGGGGGCUGCGUACAGCUCUCUACAACUAUAUCUACGCUAAGAAGUAUGGAGGGAGUUUCAUCUUACGUAUGGAAGAUACAGACCAGAGCAGACUGGUGCCGGGAGCUGCUGAGUCUAUAGAGGAUAUGUUGGAGUGGGCUGGUAUCCCCCCAGACGAGGGUCCCCGUGGAGGAGGCCAGUACGGUCCCUACCUCCAGUCCCAGAGGCUGUCCCUGUACAGCCAGGCUGCUGACUCCCUGGUCCAGACAGGGAAGGCCUACCACUGCUUCUGCAGCCAGCAGAGACUAGAAUUACUGAAGAGAGAGGCCCUACGCAGUGGACAGACACCGCGGUAUGACAACAGGUGCAGACACCUCCGCCCAGACCAGCUAGAAGAGAAGCUGGAUCAGAAGGUCCCCCAUGUGAUCAGGUUCCGUCUGGAGUCUGGAGUAGAACCCUUCAACGACCUGGUCUUUGGCUGGAACCGUCAUGAGGUGGCCCAGUUUCUGCUCCAGGUUGAAGGAGACCCUGUCGUGUUGAAAGCUGAUGGUUUCCCCACCUAUCACCUGGCUAACGUAGUAGAUGACCACCUGAUGAAGGUCAGCCACGUCCUGAGAGGAUCAGAGUGGCUCAUCUCUACCUCCAAACACCUGCUGCUCUACAGGGCUCUGGGCUGGAAGCCCCCGGUGUUCGGACACCUUCCUCUCCUCCUCAACAGAGAUGGCAGUAAGCUCUCCAAGAGACAAGGAGAUAUCUACAUACAGAGUUUCCAGAGGAGUGGGGCCCUACCUGAAGCACUACUGGAUAUCACCACACACUGUGGAUCUGGCUUCAACAGUAACCGUGUUGGUCGUAAGAUGGAAGAACUGAUCGCAGAGUUCAACCCGUCCAAGUUCACCACCCACUCUGCCCUGCUAGACCUGGACAAACUACCUGAGUUUAACAAGAUCCACCUGCAGCAGCGUAUAGAUGACGCGGUGCAACGCGAUUGGCUGGUGAGGGAUCUGCAGGGGCGGAUCCAGGAAGUGUACGGAACACAAGUCCAGGAUCAGGAUGUUCUGCAACCAGAUUACAUCACACGGGUUCUACACCUGCGCAAGGGUCAUAUCUCCUCUGUGUCUGACCUGGUGUCCUCAGAGUAUUCCUACCUUUGGGUUCGACCUUCUUUCUCUGACCAACAGAUGGCAGCACUCAGCUCAGAGACACAACACAUCGCUACUCUGGUCAUACGGUUGAUGGAAGGUCUGAAAGGAGGUGAGGAACUGACAGUCGACCAGCUCAGUGUAGAACUGAAGACUCUGGCUAAGAAGACCAGCAACACUAAAUACAGAGAUGUUAUGAAGAUUAUACGACUGGCCCUCAGCGGACUACAGCAAGGCCCCAGUGUAGCGGAGAUGAUGGUAUCGUUGGGGCCCAGUGAGAUCACACAUCGCUUCAACAGAGUUCUACAGCAGCACUGAACAUUGUGAUGAGUCCCAAAGGGCACCCUAUUACCCAUACAGUGCACUACUGUUGUCCAGGACCCUAUAGUGCACUACUGUUGUCCAGGACCCUAUAGUGCACUACUGUUGUCCAGGACCCUAUAGUGCACUACUGUUGUCCAGGACCCUAUAGUGCACUACUGUUGUCCAGGACCCUAUAGUGCACUACUGUUGUCCAGGACCCUAUAGUGCACUACUGUUGUCCAGGACCCUAUAGUGCACUACUGUUGUCCAGGACCCUAUAGUGCAUUACUGUUGUCCAGGACCCUAUAGUGCACUACUGUUGUCCAGGACCCUAUAGUGCAUUACUGUUGUCCAGGACCCUAUAGUGCACUACUGUUGUCCAGGACCCUAUAGUGCAUUACUGUUGUCCAGGACCCUAUAGUGCACUACUGUUGUCCAGGACCCUAUAGUGCACUACUGUUGUCCAGGACCCUAUAGUACACUACUGUUGUCCAGGACCCUAUAGUGCACUACUGUUGUCCAGGGCCCUAUAGUGCACUACUGUUGUCCAGGACCCUAUAGUGCACUACUGUUGUCCAGGGCCCUAUAGUGCACCACUGUUGUCCAGGACCCUAUAGUGCACUACUGUUGUCCAGGGCCCUAUAGUGCACUACUGUUGUCCAGGACCCUAUAGUGCACUACUGUUGUCCAGGACCCUAUAGUGCAUUACUGUUGUCCAGGGCCCUAUAGUGCACUACUGUUGUCCAGGACCCUAUAGUGCACUACUGUUGUCCAGGACCCUAUAGUGCACUAUUAUCCGGAUGAGUCCCAAAGGGCGCCCUAUUCCCUCUCGCAGCAACACCUGAAGACUAGGUUGUAAUCAUGUGUUACCAAUCGAGAGAGAAAACAGACUGAAACCGGGAGGGGCUGCUUGAACUUGUCCAAUAAUAAAAACGUUAAUUUUCGUAUUCCGCCGCAAAACGUUUUGCUACGUUGUGCCAUAAUGAAUAUGACCCUGGUUCAUUAUUCUAACUGGUUAUCUGGUUCUAACACAGCAACACUGAGGACUGGUUAUCUGGUUCUAACACAGCAACACUGAGGACUGGUUAUCUGGUUCUAACACAGCAACACUGAGGACUGGUUAUCUGGUUCUAACACAGCAACACUGAGGACUGGUUAUCUGGUUCUAACACAGCAACACUGAGGACUGGUUAUCUGGUUCUAACACAGCAACACUGAGGACUGGUUAUCUGGUUCUAACACAGCAACACUGAGGACUGGUUAUCUGAUCCUAACAAUAUUCCUGGCCUGCAUAUGAUCUCAGUCACACUGGACUUGUAAAGGACAUUCAGUCAAGUUGAACUGGAAAUGUUUGCAAUAAAACAGUUUCUACUAA